ACCUAGCGUAAAGUACUUAUUGUAGUGAGGGAACUAUUAGUCCGACGCCGUACAGUAUUUCCGGAAAAAACACAAGCAAGGCUAUUUACAGCUUUCACAUCACUUUUGUCAUUAAAAUAUUACAUAUCUUGGAGUGACAACAUAUAGCACUCGAGCAUGAACGUGAACCAGGGCCAGGGGACAGUGGGGAGUGAUCCGGUGAUUCUGGCCACCGCUGGAUAUGACCACACAGUGCGGUUCUGGCAGGCCCACAGCGGCAUCUGCACCAGGACAGUCCAGCACCAGGACUCUCAAGUGAACUCCCUCGAAGUUACUCCCGACAGAAGUAUGAUUGCUGCUGCAGGUUAUCAACACAUCCGUAUGUAUGAUCUAAACUCCAACAACCCAAACCCGGUCAUAAACUAUGAUGGCGUCAGUAAGAACAUUACGUCAGUGGGCUUCCAUGAGGAUGGCCGCUGGAUGUACACAGGAGGAGAGGACUGCAUGGCUCGCAUCUGGGACCUGAGGUCAAGGAACCUGCAAUGCCAGAGGAUCUUUCAGGUCAAUGCUCCCAUCAACUGUGUAUGCCUUCAUCCCAACCAGGCUGAAUUGAUCGUGGGGGACCAGAGCGGUGUGAUCCAUAUCUGGGAUCUGAAGACCGAUCACAAUGAGCAGCUUAUUCCUGAACCAGAAGUGUCCAUCAACUCAGUCCACAUCGACCCAGACGCCAGCUACAUGGCAGCAGUCAAUAGCUCGGGAAACUGUUACGUGUGGAACCUGGCAGGAGGGAUGGGUGACGAGGUGACACAGCUCAUCCCCAAAACCAAGAUCCCCGCUCAUAAGCGCUACUCCCUCCGCUGCAAAUUUAGUCCUGAUUCCACGCUGCUGGCGACCUGCUCGGCGGACCAGACGUGUAAGAUCUGGAGAACAUCUAACUUCUCUCUGAUGACAGAGCUGAGCAUCAAGAGUAACAACCCUGGAGAGACGUCCCGAGGUUGGAUGUGGGACUGUGCCUUCUCUGGAGACUCACAGUACAUUGUAACAGUUCUGACUUGUGCUCCAAUGGAUCGAUGUGAUGAUGUCGCUCUUGCUGCUGCCUCCUCUGACAACCUGGCACGGCUGUGGUGUGUGGAGACUGGUGAGAUCAAGAGGGAGUACAGCGGCCAUCAGAAAGCUGUGGUGUGUCUGGCCUUUAACGACAGCGUACUGGGCUGAGGAGACAGCAGCAGUGGACUCCAGUGGAUGAGAAGGAGCUACACUACAGCGAAGCUCUGUGACUGUGUAUAUAUAUAUAUCCACACACCCGUCUGUGUCUGCUUCCACAAAAGCUUUUGACUUAUCAGGAUAAGAGAGAUGAGAGGCUGUUUUUAUAUUUCUCAUAAGGACCACAUUUUGACAGAUUGGGGAUACAAGGAGGUCUAUGGGCUUGUUUGUGUCUUAUAGCUUGGGCAAGGAGUUUCCUUACCAUGAAAAACUCUGGGCCAUAGCUAGAUUAAUGUAUUUGUGUUCAAUAGCUUAAUCAAAGGUGAAAAACGGAUGGAUAUCUGUAAUGUGGACUAUGUGUGACUGUACAGGAUAUGAUGAAUUCCAGUAAAGACUAACUGGUGUGUAACAUUUA
Messenger RNA from Salvelinus namaycush (lake trout), 1597 nucleotides. It is a transcript of the gene mlst8, whose product is annotated as MTOR associated protein, LST8 homolog (S. cerevisiae). NCBI's taxonomy places the organism in Eukaryota, Metazoa, Chordata, Actinopteri, Salmoniformes, Salmonidae. Gene Ontology annotation, cellular component: TORC1 complex; TORC2 complex. Gene Ontology annotation, biological process: TOR signaling; regulation of actin cytoskeleton organization. The transcript is spliced from 10 exons. The record is from RefSeq and is a predicted model, not a curated record. Gene Ontology annotation, molecular function: protein binding. The coding region runs from base 157 to 1194 and encodes 345 amino acids.